Drepanopeziza brunnea f. sp. 'multigermtubi' MB_m1 is the source of this 294-nucleotide messenger RNA. RefSeq lists its product as uncharacterized. The record is from RefSeq and is a predicted model, not a curated record. NCBI's taxonomy places the organism in Eukaryota, Fungi, Ascomycota, Leotiomycetes, Helotiales, Drepanopezizaceae.
AUGUCCUCACCACCCUACAAGAGCUACUCUCACCUCACCUCCUCGUCUUCUCCCUCCUGCGCCCAAUCCCAACAACAUUACGACAACGACAACAGCAACACUACCCACGACCAGCCCUCCUCCCCCACGACCACACUCUCCUCCUAUACGCGCGAGAUGCACCUCCACACUAAGCGGCAGAUGGAAGCUGCCUCCCGCUCGGCGCGGCGGCGGAGUGGCAACGCGCAUGGCGUUGGGAGCGCGGAUAGAGUAGGGUGGACCGGAGUGGAUUGGGCUGUAUAUACGGGUGAAUGA